AUGGAGGUGAACCGGGACGAGGCGGAGCGCUGCAUCGACAUCGCCACCGCGGCGCUGAGCGACGAGCAGCCGGAGAAGGCGCAGCGGUUCCUGGAGAAGGCGCAGAGGCUGUUCCCGACCGAGAAGGCCAGGGUGCUGCUGGACCUGAUAGCGAAGAAUGGAUUCACACCCAGAGCAGGCGGCCACUCAGACUUUAGUGGGCGCUCGGGGCCUCGACAGCGGCAGACCCCCGGUGAAGAUGCCAGACCUGAACAAAAACCCUCAGACGCCUCCAAACCCUACACGGCCGAUCAGCUGGAAGCCGUGAGGAGGAUAAAACAAUGCAAAGACUUCUAUGAAACCCUCGGGGUGGAGAAAGACGCGCCUGAGGACGAACUGAAACGAUCGUAUCGAAAACUUGCUUUGAAAUUCCAUCCAGACAAGAACCACGCCCCAGGGGCCACAGAGGCUUUUAAAGCUAUCGGGAACGCGUACGCCGUCCUGAGUAACGCUGGCAAACGGCAGCAGUAUGAUCAGUGUGAAGAAGAGAGGCAACAUCCGUCCACACACGAACCCAGUCAGGGAAACUUCGAGCCAGACAUCUCACCUGAAGACCUCUUCAACAUGUUCUUCGGAGGAGGAUACCCGUCAAGUACUGCUGGCGUGUAUGCUAACGGGAGGAUGCGUCCUCCAAGGAGAGAGAGGGGACGAGAGCGACCACGAGAGGGGGGACUCGCUCUCUUCGUGCAGGUCAUGCCCAUCCUCAUCCUGGUGAUUGUGUCAGCGCUCAGUCAGAUCAUGGUCAACACCCCCCCCUACAGCCUCAGCUUCAGGCCGUCAGCAGGUUACACCCAGAAGAGGCUAACCGAGCACCUGAAGGUGCCAUAUUACGUGGGGGAUCAGUUCUCCAAAGAGUUUACGGGGAUGAAUCGGAGGAAUUUAGAGCGUUCGGUGGAGGACGAUUACAUUUCCAACCUUCGCAACAAUUGUUGGAAGGAGAAACAACAAAAGGAAGGCAUGUUAUACAGGGCUCGCUACUUUGGAGACUCGGAUCUGUACCAAAGGGCGCAGAGGGCUCGCACUCCGAGCUGCGUCAAGCUGUCCGAGAUCACGGCAUCACAACACGGUUUCCCUAAUCAAUACUGAGGUUUGCUGGCUGUAAAUAGACGAGCUUUACUAUCUGGAGACUGACAACGACUCAACGAGCAACACAAACAAACCAGCAGCAAUCUGCAUCUAACUGAACUCAAAACAAACUGGACGAAACUAUGAAUUUUAAUAUGUCAACUUUAAAAUGUAAUAUUAACAUAACGAUAUGAAAAAUGGAAAAGCCACUGAAAACAGCUCGUCCCCAUGACAAGACACCGGUCUGGAAAACCUCCACGUCCCAGUUUUGCCUGGAAGCCGUGACCCUGGCUGAGCUCACUCGUUUUUUUGUCUCCUUCUAAGAAUGCAGUAUGGAACGCCCCUCAUUUCCCUUAAAUUGCCAUCAAGCUGCAUAGAUAUAUGUUCUCUAACGUGCCUGAUUUUUUUUCCCACCAAGAUCCAUGAAUUAUUUCCUGGGAAAACAUGGGAAAAUGUUAAAAUGAAAAUUCCUGCAUCUUGAUAUUUUGGAUCUGUACAAAAAAUUCAUUGCAUUGGGUUUAAACAUAAGCUCCUCUGCGGAUGUAGCCAGAGAGGGGGGUGGGGUUACUCACUGUAUGGAUGUUAUAUAUGUAGCAGCUGAUUAGAUACCACAGCGAACGCUUCCUCUGUCAUUUUAAAGAGUCAAAUCAGUACAGGGGAGAAGUCGGGCGCUGGAUUUUUGCUUGUUUGACUUUAAAUGCACAUUGUGAAACUAUGCAGGGAUAAUGUGAAACCUCUGAUGAAUACACACUCAUGUCUAAGGUUUGUCGAGACAUGUGAAAACUGA
Limanda limanda (common dab) is the source of this 1891-nucleotide messenger RNA. It is a transcript of the gene dnajb12b, whose product is annotated as DnaJ heat shock protein family (Hsp40) member B12b. Bases 1 to 1125 code for a protein of 374 amino acids. Gene Ontology annotation, biological process: cellular response to misfolded protein. NCBI's taxonomy places the organism in Eukaryota, Metazoa, Chordata, Actinopteri, Pleuronectiformes, Pleuronectidae. Gene Ontology annotation, molecular function: Hsp70 protein binding. The record is from RefSeq and is a predicted model, not a curated record. The transcript is spliced from 9 exons. Gene Ontology annotation, cellular component: endoplasmic reticulum membrane.